Messenger RNA from Drosophila eugracilis, 6455 nucleotides. It is a transcript of the gene vkg, whose product is annotated as collagen alpha-5(IV) chain. The record is from RefSeq and is a predicted model, not a curated record. Gene Ontology annotation, molecular function: extracellular matrix structural constituent. Gene Ontology annotation, cellular component: collagen trimer. NCBI's taxonomy places the organism in Eukaryota, Metazoa, Arthropoda, Insecta, Diptera, Drosophilidae.
GGGCUCGUGUUUAGUAAUACUUCGAACGCUUGACGAUCUCCACAUGUGGGGAGAGUGCUGUGCCCGACGAUCGCAGCAGCAGCAAAUCAGCGUUUUCUUUUCGUGUGUGUUUUAGGCGACAGAGAAAGAGAAAGAGGCAGAUAGAUAUAAAGUUCGCCAGAGUGAGACAUAAUUAUAUUGCGGAUAGGACGAAAGGACCCACCGAAGAUGUUACCCAGAGAUCUAAGGCAUCUCUUGGGUCUGCUAAGCGCCGUUUAUCUAUUUGGCAGCCUUGUUUCUGUGACCUUGGCAGAUAAGAUAUGUAACACAACGAUAUGUGACUGCAAGGGCAUAAAGGGACGAGCCGGUGCCCCAGGACCCAUUGGAGUUCCCGGUUUGGAAGGUCCUGCCGGAGAAGUAGGACCAUUUGGACGGGCAGGACCAAUCGGAGAGAAAGGAGAUGUUGGCGAAUACGGCGAACAAGGCGAGAAAGGACAUCGCGGUGAGAUUGGACUUAGAGGCGAAACUGGAUACCCUGGAAUUAUGGGUAAAACCGGCGAGCCGGGAACACAAGGACCCCGGGGAAUAGAUGGCUGCGACGGAAGGCCUGGGGCGCAGGGAAAAGGCGGAGAUCCUGGCUCUAAUGGACCGCGAGGCCCGCCAGGAAAGUCUGGUCAACAGGGUCCUCCCGGAGAAGCAGGCGAGGGCGGCAUCAACUCCAAGGGUACCAAAGGUAAUCGGGGCGAGAGCGGACUGCCUGGUAGCCAGGGCCCGCCUGGAUUUGAUGGUGAACGCGGUGCUAAGGGUGACACUGGAUACGCUGGCCAGACCGGUGAGAAGGGAGACCCCGGAUUCAAAGGACCAGCGGGUGACACUGGAGCGGUAUCGGAGCUUCCGUAUUCCUUGAUAGGUCCUCCCGGUGAGAAGGGUGAAUCUGGCAGUAGCUUUACAGAGGCCCAAAAAAAAGAUGUUUCCUUGAAGGGCUUCAAAGGAUUCGUUGGUCCUCAGGGUGACCAGGGACCAGAUGGACCGACUGGCGAACAAGGUGCCACCGGUCGUAAUGGUCUUCCUGGAGCAAGAGGCGAGAUCGGAGGGCCCGGCGAGCGUGGCAAGCCCGGAAAGGAUGGAGAGCCCGGCAGGUAUGGAGACAAGGGCGUGAAAGGUGCACCAGGAUGGACUGGAGCUGAUGGAUUAGAAGGAACCCCAGGAGAACGGGGUGAAGAUGGUUUUGCUGGUACUCCUGGAAUUCAAGGACCUCCUGGCCCCCCUGGAAUUUACGAUCCGAGUCUAAGUCAGUCGCUGCCGGGACCCAUAGGAUCACAAGGAGACAUUGGAGCACCAGGAGAACUUGGUCCAUCAGGUUUGCCCGGCAAGCCAGGACGUCGCGGACCCUUCGGUCCCGCUGGACUGUCAGGUGAGCCUGGAUUGAGCGGCAAUCGAGGCCCGCCCGGGCGCAGUGAACGCGGUGAGCCCGGUGACUACGGAUUCAUUGGCCCCCCAGGACCCCAGGGUCCUCCCGGUGAAGCUGGUCUUCCUGGCCGAUAUGGACUACAUGGCGAGCCUGGUGAAAAUUUGAUUGGACCCAAGGGCGAACCUGGUCUUAAUGGAAUUCCCGGCAAGGAUGGUUAUCGAGGUGAUCGCGGAGAAGUCGGAUUGCCCGGUGACAAAGGUUUGCCCGGCGAGGGUUUCAACAUCGUUGGUCCUCCUGGAUCCCAGGGACCUCCCGGAUUCCGCGGACGUCCUGGUGACGAUGGUAGAAAUGGAUUACGUGGUCUGCCCGGUGACAAGGGAUUGCGCGGCGACGACUGCCCGGUCUGUAAUGCUGGGCCCCGUGGACCUCGUGGCCAGGAGGGUGACACUGGAUAUCCUGGAAGUUUCGGUAACCGUGGAGCUAACGGCCUAACAGGACCACGUGGCGAUAGAGGAUUGCAAGGCUUUCCGGGUAGGGCAGGCCAUAAAGGUCUGCCAGGAAAUCCAGGUAUUCCCGGCGAACAAGGUAAAGUUGGAGCACCCGGCCCAAAAGGAAUAGUGCAUGUAGUCGGUGCCCAAGUAAAGGGAGAGCAAGGUGAUGAUGGCGACAACGGACGUCGUGGAGAGCAGGGGUUGGAGGGUGACCAAGGACAAGAUGGUUACGACGGUAUUCAAGGUGCACGUGGUGAGACUGGCCAGCGUGGAGAGUACGGCGAUGCCGGUAUCCCGGGACGCGAUGGUAUAGCAGGACGCGAUGGACGAGAUGGCGCCCCCGGAAAAAAUGCAUCCGCCCAAUCCAAAUUUUACUUAAUUGGUGAGCGGGGCUACAACGGUCGUAAAGGAGAACGCGGUGAUCACGGAGUUAAAGGAUUUAAGGGUGUCAAGGGUGAGCCGAAACCAGGUGAAAUCUUUAACAACUUAGGAGAUCGUGGCGACAAAGGUUACCCUGGUCUGCCCGGUGAAAAGGGACUUAAAGGUCCGCGCGGAGAUAUCGGACUUCCCGGCGAAACUGGUGACCGGGGACCAGCCGGCAAAUCUUUUCCCGGAGCUAUCGGUGCCAAGGGUUAUCCUGGCCAGACAGGCGAUUACGGGCCCCAAGGAGCACCCGGUCUACCCGGCUUGGAUGGUGAGCCGGGUGUGGAUGGCAACGUCGGAUACAAGGGACAACGAGGUAUACCAGGUCAAGAGGUGCUCCCGGGUGAAAUAGGUAGCCCUGGUCAACCUGGUAUUAAGGGCCUUCCCGGUGAUGUUGGCAGCGUAGGCCAGUACGGACCAUCUGGACGUCCAGGACCUAAGGGAGUGAAGGGCGAGAUAGGACCCGUUGGAAAUAUUGGACUAACAGGCCUGCCCGGUAAUAAGGGUCAACGCGGCGACUACCGAUUUGGUCCGAUCGGACCUAAGGGUGAGCCUGGCCGAAAUGGACGUCAGGCUCCGCACGGCAUAAAGGGCCAAAAGGGUGAGGAGGGUUGGCUGGGACAGAAUGGACAAAACGGAGCCAAGGGUAACAUCGGCUACUCUGGUCGCCGUGGACUCCUUGGCAGUCCAGGUCGGCAAGGCCUUCCUGGUGGCCCUGGCAUCUCUGGACUUCCUGGCAUGGUCGGCGAGAUCGGAGAACGUGGUGAAAUUGGCCAAAAUGGACGGCAAGGUGACAUAGGUCCUCGUGGUCCCACAGGAGAUUUCGGACCCAAAGGUCUCUCUGGUGAAAAUGGGCCUGACGGCUAUCCCGGAGCUAAUGGUACUCCAGGGCGCAAGGGCGAAUCUGGAGAUAUUGGAUUCACGGGACGACCAGGUCUUAAGGGCGUGGCUGCCUACAGUGGCAUUAAAGGUGAAAACGGUGAAUCCGGCUUGACUGGACCAAUCGGCUAUACUGGAGCCCGCGGACAGAAGGGGCAGCGUGGACCCACUGGCGAUUCACCAGUGGCAUUUGACGGAGCUGCUGGCCAAAAGGGAGAAGUGGGAAAUCCUGGACUCGAUGGAAUUCAUGGCCGUUAUGGACUAAAGGGUCAGCGUGGUGAUCGAGGUCUCGCCGGUGCACAAGGUCUGAAAGGUGAGGCUGGAGAUCAGGGAUUAGACGGCUAUCGUGGACGCAAUGGAGCUCAGGGUCGUAAAGGCAACACUGGCGAAAUUGGACCCGAAGGACCCAAAGGUCCACAGGGUGAGAGAGGAGUUGAUGGCGUCGAUGGACUGACUGGAGAGGCUGGUGAUCAAGGGCCUAGAGGAUUCGUUGGUGUGCAAGGAGAUCAGGGUGCCCAAGGAGACGAAGGUGAAGUGGGUUAUCCAGGUCGCGUGCUGAAUCUGGAGGAACGUCACGUUUAUCGCGGCUUUACCGGUGAUCGAGGAAUCCAGGGUGAACGAGGCGCCACAGGUGAUGUCGGACCAAUUGGCUACAUCGGAGCUGUAGGCGCCAAGGGAGAACAGGGCGAGAUUGGCUACGCAGGAGAGUUGGGUUUCGAUGGAGUGCCUGGAUUAAAGGGCCAACAAGGCGACCAAGGACCUCAAGGCUUCCCCGGAGUAGCACUGAAAUCCGAGCAAGGCGACCAAGGCGAUGCUGGGUUAGAUGGACGAGCAGGUCGUCGCGGAUAUGCUGGACAAAAGGGAGCGCCAGGACCACCAGGAGAAAAUGGUGCAAACGGUGCUAUUGGACACAGAGGAGCAGAGAUCGUGGGCCCGCCCGGUCCACAGGGAGAUACUGGAUAUCCCGGAGCGCGUGGACACAGUGGUCGACAUGGCCUAAUUGGACCAAAGGGAGAGCAGGGAGACAUAGGCCGACAGGGCUUACAGGGUGAAUCUGGAUAUGCCAUAGUUGGCAGACAGGGCGACAUCGGAGAUAUCGGCUACCAAGGUGCCCAAGGCUGGAAUGGUCAAAAGGGUGAGCAAGGAUAUCCUGGAAUCCCGGGUCAAAAUGGCCGAGUGGGAGCUCGGGGUCCACGGGGACCCACUGGCGACGUAGGCUGGAGCGGUAUUGAUGGCAUGGAUGGACUCGUUGGCCCAAAGGGUCAGCCGGGUGUGACCUAUCCGUACUCGGCAGCCCGUCAAGGAGAUCGCGGUGAGCCUGGAAUUAAUGGGUUCAAGGGUGAGGAGGGCGAACCCGGACAACCAGGAUUUGAAGGAUUCCAAGGACAGAGAGGGUUUGCCGGAUAUCGCGGUGACCAAGGUGAAGUAGGCUACACUGGAGCUGACGGACCUCAGGGACAACGUGGUGACAAAGGUGAAAUUGGUUUGACCGGAGCUCCUGGACUCCGUGGUCUUCCUGGACCACAGGGUGACCCAGCACCAGCACCACCAGCGCCCAAGAGCCGUGGAUUCAUUUUUGCCAGGCACUCGCAGUCAGUUCAGGUUCCUCAGUGUCCGGCCAACACGAAUCUGUUGUGGGAGGGUUACUCCUUGUCUGGCAAUGUGGCCGCCAGCAGAGCGGUUGGUCAGGAUCUUGGUCAGUCCGGAUCUUGCUUAAUGCGUUUCACCACCAUGCCGUACAUGUUGUGUGAUGUGACGAACGUGUGCCACUUUGCCCAGAACAAUGACGACAGUCUGUGGCUGUCCACAGCCGAGCCCAUGCCCAUGACCAUGACUCCCAUCCAGGGCAGAGACCUCAUUAAGUACAUUUCACGUUGCGUUGUGUGCGAGACCACGACCAGGAUCAUUGCCCUACACUCGCAAUCCAUGUCCAUUCCAGAAUGCCCUGGUGGCUGGGAGGAGAUGUGGACCGGCUACAGUUACUUUAUGACCACCCUGGACAACGUUGGAGGCGUUGGACAGAGUCUCGUCUCCCCGGGCUCCUGUCUGGAGGAGUUCCGCGCCCAGCCGGUGAUCGAGUGCCAUGGUCACGGACGCUGCAACUACUACGAUGCGUUAGCCUCCUUCUGGUUAUCCGUAAUCGAAGAGCAAGAUCAAUUUGUGCAGCCACGCCAGCAGACGCUUAAAGCAGAUUUAACCAGCAAAGUCAGCAGGUGCACGGUUUGUCGUCGACGUGGUAACACCUUUGUUCCCCGUAAUACGGCAUCCUCAUGGUCUUCGGGAUCGUCAGCAGGCUCUGAUGAAUCUGAUUCGGAUACGAGCUUUAACUACAGGGCUGGUUGGUCAGCUAACAGCGCUUCAAGGCCUGGCUCGCAAUCCAAUGCUGGAGCAGGCUGGAACGCUGGCGGUCAAUCGAGACCCAAUUCUGGGUCUAGCUGGACUUCCGGCUCCGUUCCAGGAUCCAAUUCGAGAUCUAGCUGGUCUUCCGGUUCCGCUGCAGGCUCCAAUCCGAAGAUCUAGCUGGUCUUCCGGAUCCGUUUCUGGUUCCAACCCGGGAUCUAACGCUGCGUGGUCUUCGGGCUCCAAUGCAAGAGGAUAUCCUGGCUCAAAUGCUGGUUGGUCUACCGGCUCAAAUGCAGGAUCCCAUCCCGGAUCAAACGCUGGCUGGUCCUCUAGCUCUAGCUGGAGCUCAGAUCCACGCAAUCCUGUAAAUUACCCUUCGGUUGCCCGCACCAACGAUCCACGACGACAGCCGUACUCAACUGCUGAAGCUCCAGCCAACUAUUUGAAUGGAAGAUACCAGCAGGGACGUCGUCCGAGCAAUCUGCAGACCUACAACGAGUACGCUCGUAAUGGAGGCAACACACGCCCGUACAACAGACGCCCUCGUGAGGACACCAUCGCCCCCUAGAUUGCAGUUCAUACUAAGUAGAAGUUAAAUUUUUGUCUUAAGUCUAUUGCUAUCCAACCAACGAUAACGAUAACGAUCCAAAUCCAAAAACAACCCCAAACCCCUAGUUCCCAUAUGAAACAAGCAAACACAAAACACCGAACAGUGCCAUUUUCCGUGGAGAUGUAAUCCAAUUACGUGGACACCUAAACUUGAUAUAGCACAUACCAAAAAUGAAUACAAUAGGGAAGAGAAAAGUAACCACUGCCUGCACUGCAACGAAAGUAAAUCUUUUGCCUCUGUUGGGAUUAUUGUAAACUUAACAAAACCAAAAACAAAACCCAGUUUUUUAAUAAAUAAAAUUUACAACACAUAAAACCAA